This is a messenger RNA of Dufourea novaeangliae, 1593 nucleotides long. RefSeq names its product nucleotide exchange factor SIL1 (gene Sil1). Lineage: Eukaryota; Metazoa; Arthropoda; Insecta; Hymenoptera; Halictidae. Bases 202 to 1593 code for a protein of 463 amino acids. The record is from RefSeq and is a predicted model, not a curated record. The transcript has 4 exons.
GCAUAAAUAUCGGGCGCAACACGUGAAUAUUACUUAAAUUGAACAAAAGCGCGAUGAAAGAGUAUUGUAGAAAAAUCAAGGAUUCGUUACGGUACGGCUGAUGCAAUUUCUGUAAAGAAUUCAAACGAUUUGACGAAAAAUAGUCAUUAGCGUAUCUCGUGAUAAGAUAUAGCCCUUGGCCAGCGACAGGAACUCGUCAGAAUGCGACUCCUAAUUAUUCUAACUUGUUUAUAUUUGUCGCCGGUAAUUCUCGGCAAUGAUGAAAAAAACGAGACAACAUUUGUGGCGACCCACGAAUGGCAAGUCGUCAAAAAAGGAACACCUAUUCCUAAGGGAUUACAUGUGCGGCACAACUUUCAAACUGGGGUAACAGAAGCCAAAUUAAUAGACAAUGAAGAUAUAGAAGAAAAAGAAUCCAGCGAAAAAUCUCAUUCAAAUUCUUUGGCAUUGCAUCCUGAGAAGACGAUACCUGAAGAUCUAGAUCCUCCAGUCUUUUCAGAAAAAUCAAACUUGUUUGACUAUCCAUUAGAAGAAUUAAAAGCUAGAUUGAAGAAGAUUAAACAAGAUGAACCAGAGUCACCUCCAGAAUUAAGUGAUGAACAUGCCAAAAAAGUAAAACAAAAGUUUCGGGACUAUGAAACUUUGAAGAAAGAGCUGAAAGCUCUGGAAAUCAAUAUUACAACUGAUUCAGAAUUACUGGGUAAUUACUUUCAGAAGUUUCAGAAUCACAAAAAUGCCAUUACCAUGGGUACUUUGAUGCCUUUAGAAGUAGAAGAAGUCUUGGAUAUCCUUUAUAAUUUGGAAUAUUUGCUUCACCACAUUGAUAACGCCAAAGUAUUUACAGAUAUGCAAGGUAUGGUGAAAAUCAUAUCUCCAUGUCUCAAUGGAACGAACAAUGAAAUAAAGGCAGAAGCAUUGCGACUUUUGGGUACUGCAGUACAAUCAAAUCCUAAAGUCCAACUGAAAGCAUUGGAAAAUGAUUUUGUUCAAAAACUUCUGCAUAUAUUGUCUACAAAUACUCAGAUAGAAGUGAGGAGCAGGUGUCUCUUUGCUCUUAGCGCCUUAAUUAGACAAUUUCCAGCAGCUCAGAAAGUUUGGAUCAAUCAUGGUGGACUGGAAAUAUUUGGAAAGAUUUUAGUCCAUGAUCAGUUACAAAUACAAAUGAAAGUCAUGAAACUCAUCAGUGAUUUAAUUAUUGAAAGGCAAGACUUACAAGAAGUUGCUAACACUGAACAAUCUCAAUUGAAAACAAAGGCAUAUUUAAGUGUAGAUCUAGAGCAAAAAAUAUUAACAAACGAGUACUGCAAACAUUUAGGUAAUUUAAUGACAAAAAGUUUCAAAGAUGAAAUCGGUAAUCAGUUUAAAGCAAGUAACUACGAAUUCCUUGAAACCAUUUCCGAAAGUAUGAUCACUAUUUUUCCUGUUUGUAAAUACGAAUUUAAAAGUAGCGAAGAUUCACUUCUACACACGAUACAGCAUUUGCUGAGUUUUUAUCAGAAUUUGAAUACCAAUUUAGAACAAAAUGAUAACGACAUUUUGAAGAAUCUUACCUUGUUAAUUCAAAAACUUCAAGCCCCUCAUGACGAAUUAUGA